This is a messenger RNA of Guillardia theta CCMP2712, 1434 nucleotides long. RefSeq lists its product as hypothetical. The transcript has 13 exons. NCBI's taxonomy places the organism in Eukaryota, Cryptophyceae, Pyrenomonadales, Geminigeraceae. The record is from RefSeq and is a predicted model, not a curated record. The coding region runs from base 1 to 1434 and encodes 477 amino acids.
AUGCAGGAUCCAACAGGCAAACUUUUGGGUGUUUGGCCAGACGGUGUUGAGAAUGUUUCGUUAGAGGAGAUGGAUGUAGAGACACUGAUCUCUGCACGCAACUAUCGCAGAUCUCGUCGAACUCCCGCUGCUGAAGUUCACUUUGCAAACUUUGCCAUUGAGAAGCUUGAAAGUACAUUCACUUCUCACGCGGCUGAAGGAGAGUCAAGAAGGAUCGAAGAGCCAGCCUCCUCGCAUCCGUCCUCUGCAUCUACCAAGGAAGCUAGGGAGGUUCCUCUCUACUCAUCUCCAAGGAGGAAGAGCAAGACAGACGGCUCAGGGCGGGGCAACGGGCUCACGAUCAACAAGGAGAGCAUCCUGAAGCUGGAAGUCAACAAGGGCGACACAGUGAAAUUUUUGGAGCACAUCUCAAGUGAGCUCGGAGACGCCGGCAUCAUCAAGAGCAAGAGGAGGAGUUUCCCCUCGAGGACGAAGCGAAACACGUCUCCCCGAUCGAGGAGCUCACGUUCAUCUGCUCAUACUAGGAGAGCAGUCUCCACAGCCCUCAGCUCCCUCCUCCCUACAGAUCCCUCCCGAUCCUUCCCAGCUCUUUCUCCUCAGCAUCCAACUGGUGGACAGUCGGGGCUGGUCGACAGCUUCCUCUUGUCAAAGCCCAACAUUGAAAAGCAGCUUCAGUUGCUCGACGGCAAUCACACGAACUCCCCGGGUUCGCAAUCCUGGGACACGGCCGACAACUCCAAGGCGUCUAGCCCAGUCAUGUCUGACAUUCCCAGGUACGACGAAGCCAGGCUAAAGCUUGACAGGGAGGUCGAGCAGUACAACGGCAGCGAUGACCUCUACGAGACUGCUCUGCAGGCGUAUAGGAUCGACCACCUCAUCAGUCGUGCCUCCAACCCCAUGCUCAUUACCAAGUGCCACUUCUACUUCCCCGCGAGGAAGUCCGGGCAAGAGACUCUGCUGCAGCCCUCCAAGAGCGAGCAAGGCAAGGGAGAGCAGCAGCAGGCAAAGAGCAGAGGACCGUCCAGGCUCGAGGACCAGGGGGAGCUGCCGAAUCUCAAAGAGCUGUACCAGCAGGCCACCACCAUCUAUCGAGCAGAUCAAGCUCUGACCCGCACCAGCUCGAACCCCCUCAAGAUCUUUCCUCUCUCCAAGUUCCCUGCGAGGGGCAGCAACACAUCCCCCUUCAUGGCUGGCGAGGUCCCGCAGGAGGAGGCCGCCCAGGGCAAGGGCAGGGUCAGUCCCAAGAAAGUCCGGAGGCAGUUCAAGACUGGGAGGGCCCGGUCGAGGACGGCAGAGAGGAGCCUGUCUCGCGGCCUCCCGCUGUCCCCCCGGUCAUCAAGUCCGCAGGAGCACUUCAAAAUCAAGGACUGGGGCCGAGGAGGAGACUUGUUGAUGCUGGGAAAGAACGUCCUGAUGCUACCCAGCCAGCCAUAG